Eruca vesicaria subsp. sativa (arugula) is the source of this 527-nucleotide messenger RNA. The record is from the annotation of a GenBank genome assembly. Lineage: Eukaryota; Viridiplantae; Streptophyta; Magnoliopsida; Brassicales; Brassicaceae.
ACUUGUCCGCCCUCCCUGAUCUCUGUUUUGCGAUCGUCAGCUCUCAAAUCUUGGAGAGCUGUAUGUGAUUAGCUUCGAUCUCUGAUUCUGAUUCUCCUUUCGAACUCUCUUCUUCUCCCUCAAGUCGCCCAGAGUCAUUGGCUGGCUAUACACAAAGAUGACAACAAUCGAAACCGGUCCAAAAACUCAAAAACCAUCUCCUUCUACUCUCAAGCAGCCUUCAUCAUCAUCGUUUAAAAGGUGGGGAAGGAGACACCCUUUUGUUAGAUACGGACUUCCCAUGAUCUCUCUCACUGUUUUUGGAGCCCUUGGACUAAGCCAACUCCUUCAAGGCAGUAAGGAUAUCGCAAAAGUGAAAGACGACCAGGAAUGGGAGAUUAUUGAGACGAGAAAGGCUCUUUCUAGAACAGGACCUGUUGAUGCUUAUAAACCCAAAAACACUUCCAUCGAAGACGAGCUCAAGGCUAUGCAUGAGAAGGUGGACAUAAAUUCCUACGAGUACAAGAAAAUUCCAAAGCUAAACGAAG